UUUCAGUACCGCUAGUAAUCUUCGACCUAACCUAAGACGAGGAGCUUGCAGUCACAAACCUAGAAAACGGAGAAAUAAGGAGAACUUCCUUUCUCGCAAAUUACGCUUUGUAUACAUUAGAGUACCGUCGGCUAAUUUCGUCACGGUCAAAAACUACGAGCUGGUUGCGAUAGACCCGUCUCUCAUCGCGUUUCUUCAAAACCCAAAAUCUAAACAAUCCAAGAUGCGUCUGGCAACGAUUCUUUUCCCGUUGCUAAAUUGUUUAUCGCUGGUUGCGUCAAAGAACAUCAUUCUGGUUGUUACCGACGAUCAAGACUCGACUCUAGAUGGCAUGACGCCUAUGAUAAAUACUCGAGAUCUCAUAGGACGUCGCGGUGCCACGUUUACGAAUUGUUUCGUGGCUUCGCCCAUUUGUUGUCCGAACCGAGCUUCCAUCCUGACCGGACGGUAUCAACACAAUCAUUUGACGGUGAAUAAUUCUAUCGCCGGUGGUUGUAGCAGCGAACGAUGGCAAAAAUUACGAGAACCGGUUACGUUCGGCGCUCUUUUACGAAAUGUCGGAUACAGGACAUUUUACGCGGGAAAAUACUUGAACGAGUACGGAAGCAAGAGAGUUGGUGGCGCCGCUCACGUACCGAUCGGAUGGGAUUGGUGGGCCGGUCUUGUAGGGAAUUCCAAGUAUUACAACUAUUCGUUAUCGAUAAACGGUACCGAGAGGAAAUAUGGUAACGAACCGACAGACUAUCUUACCGACGUAAUCAGUAAUUUAGCUGCGGAUUUUGUAAAAAGUAAUUCCAACGACCGACCUUUUCUCAUGGUGUUAGCACCACCGGCCCCUCACGCGCCCUUUACACCCGCCGAUAGACACAACGAUAAGUACAACGGCACGAAAGCAAAGAGAACUCCAAAUUUCAAUGUACAUGUACAUCAGGAUAAACAUUGGUUAGUGAGAAAGGGUCCGUGUCCGUUACCGGAUGAUGUUUUACCGAAAUUAGACGAGAUAUACAGAAAGAGAUGGGAAACAUUGCUGGCGGUCGAUGAACUCGUAAAAACUGUACACACGUUGUUGAGAGAGCAAAAUCUCCUAAGCGACACUUACUUUAUUUACACUUCCGAUAAUGGAUAUCACAUAGGACAGUUCAGCAUGCCAAUGGAUAAACGUCAACCUUACGAGACGGACAUCCGAGUUCCAUUGUUGAUGUCCGGUCCGGGAAUUGAUCCGUCUACAAUUUUAACGCCUGUCAGCAGUGUGGAUAUCUUUGCCACACUUUUAGACAUAGCUGGCGUGAAACAUCCGUCGGACGGAACAUCGUUGUUUAGAAGAAAACGUAAUUUACCGCAGGAUCGGACUGUUCUGAUAGAAUACAGAGGGGAAAGAUCAAAAAAAGCUCCGUCGUCCGGAUGUCCAAGUGACGUCGAUCCGAAUGUUACAUUGUGCGUGAAAGAAAUGGCGUGCAAGUGUCAGGACGCCGCGAACAAUACCUUCACUUGCAUUCGCCGCGUUUCUCCCGACUCAAACGACAUCUUCUGCAUUUUUGAAGAUAAUCAGAGAUUUAUCGAAGCUUACGAUAUGAACGUUGAUGAGUAUCAAAUAAAAAAUAUCGGGUACGUCAUGAAGAAAGAAACGAGACACAGAUUUCGAAAACGUCUCAAGAAAAUGUCAAUGUGUCGGGGUGCGGAAUGCGUCACAAACUUCUCGCAAAAAAAAAAUUAAAUAACAAGAGAGAGGUCAUCAUUAUACAGGUUUGUUUAUUACUUCGUAAUGUUUAUCUUUGUGCAUUACAAUGCACAUUUGUGAUUACCGAAGGGAAAUAAAAUAUGUUGCAAAAAUCAA
Messenger RNA from Pseudomyrmex gracilis, 1834 nucleotides. Its product is annotated as N-acetylglucosamine-6-sulfatase-like. Gene Ontology annotation, biological process: glycosaminoglycan metabolic process. The record is from RefSeq and is a predicted model, not a curated record. Lineage: Eukaryota; Metazoa; Arthropoda; Insecta; Hymenoptera; Formicidae. The transcript has 10 exons. Gene Ontology annotation, molecular function: glycosaminoglycan binding; N-acetylglucosamine-6-sulfatase activity. The coding region runs from base 224 to 1714 and encodes 496 amino acids.